This is a messenger RNA of Mizuhopecten yessoensis (Yesso scallop), 1016 nucleotides long. RefSeq names its product 4,5-DOPA dioxygenase extradiol-like. The coding region runs from base 168 to 1001 and encodes 277 amino acids. Lineage: Eukaryota; Metazoa; Mollusca; Bivalvia; Pectinida; Pectinidae. The transcript has 3 exons. The record is from RefSeq and is a predicted model, not a curated record. Gene Ontology annotation, molecular function: zinc ion binding; ferrous iron binding; oxidoreductase activity, acting on single donors with incorporation of molecular oxygen.
UGGCAUGUUGCCAGCUAGGAGAGUUGAAUAUUUAGAACACAAACAACAGACAAACGAUCGCUAUAAAUGAUGUGUAGCGCGCGGCAGUUUGUUGAUUUGCAGGCAAUUGUGUUGAGAACGGCUAAGCAUUGCUUGUGGAAUUUCUGACGACUCGAGGUACCUUACAGAUGUCUGCGAAAAACGUUCAACCCAUAAUAUUUCUAUCGCAUGGGGCUGGUCCUUCAUUUUACAUCGAUGCCAAACAGGCACCAAACUUGAAAGGUCUAGACAAAGAUUCAAAAGCAGCGGCAGUUUUAAAAAGCUUUGUAUCAGACCAUCAAAUCAAGAGUCCUAAGGCGCUGGUAGUUCUGAGUGCGCACUGGCAGGAGAAGACAUGUUCUGUCAACAUAAAUGAGCAGCAUUCCCUAUUAUAUGACUACGGCGGCUUUCCUCAAGAGACAUACCAGCUUCAAUGGCCAGUAGUCGGGGAUCUAGGCGUGGCCAGGAGGGUCAAGGAAUUGUUGGAGGCAGGGGGAUUCGCCUGUAAAGAGGAAAACAAGCGAGGAUUAGACCAUGGUGUAUUUGUGCCUUUGAAAUUAGUGUUCCCAGAAGCUAAUGUUCCAGUGAUACAAGUGUCACUCCUUAAGAGUUUGGACAUGGCUGAGCAUCUGAAGAUUGGCGAGGCGCUGUCAGACCUAAGUAAAGAGAAUAUACUAGUAAUCGGUAGUGGGUUCGCUACACAUGGAGGAUUGUCUACCGGUGGUCUGGUGUGGGCAAAACCGUUCAAGGAAUGGAUUCAUGAUGUCGUGUCGAACUCAAAACAUAGCGCUGCUGAAAGAAAACAAAAGUUCCUGGAUUAUAAGAAAGUGGAGACAUUUUCAAAAGCGCAUCCUGCCAUUGAACACUUCCUCCCCAUUGCAAUAUGUUGUGCUGCAAGCGGAUACCAGGCAGCUGAAAUAUUAUUUUCUGAAUUUUCAAUAGGUUGUCUGUUGAAUGAUCAUUACAGGUUUCCAGCAAAAUAAAUAUCAGAAAUAUAU